Molecule: messenger RNA, 696 nt
Organism: Lycium barbarum (goji berry)
Lineage: Eukaryota; Viridiplantae; Streptophyta; Magnoliopsida; Solanales; Solanaceae
Product: B1-hordein-like
Exons: 1
Coding region: 1-696 (231 amino acids)
Source: RefSeq, a predicted model, not a curated record
AUGAAUGAUUCAGGUGGAUCUGAACAGAAUGGCUUGGGACUUAUCACCGUUCCGAAAGACGAACCUGAGGCUUCGGAGGGAAGGAAUGCGGAUGAACUCAUCGCCCAAUUGAUGCAACAAAUGGCCAACAUGCAAAGUGAAACUAAGCGAUUUCGAAAUCUCACCAACUUGUCCAUUACCUUCAACACUCCUUCUCAUGAACAGAGAACAAGUGCGACAAUCCCACUAUCCUUUUCGCCUGUUGACUCGCCUGCACCUCAACCAUUUCCUUCAAACCCUCUACUACGCACAAUCAAUCCAAGCACUACUAAUUCGUCCCCCAUCCCACAACAAACCAUCUCACAACACUCUAAUCCACAACAAGCCAUCCCACAACCAACUAACCUACAACAAGCCAUCCCGCAACAAAAUAACCCGCAGCAAGCCAACCCACAACAAUUUAACUUUCAACAAGCCAAUCCGUUACCCUUCACUACUCCAUAUGUUCCUCAGCCUUCAGUUGUCCAAACUAUCCCACUCAACCAGACCACUCUACCUACCCAAAGCUACCAAGCAACCCAACACGUACCGUUAGCACACGUCGAUAACUAUAACAUGCAGUAUGUGCCACCAGUAUAUGUAGCGGAAGCUCAACCUUUCACUACCCCAUUACAAACCAUGCCACAUCCAGAAGUCGAUCCUUAUGAGGAGAUAUAA